Messenger RNA from Chanos chanos (milkfish), 2807 nucleotides. RefSeq names its product G protein-coupled receptor 146 (gene gpr146). Gene Ontology annotation, molecular function: G protein-coupled receptor activity. Gene Ontology annotation, cellular component: membrane. Gene Ontology annotation, biological process: G protein-coupled receptor signaling pathway. The record is from RefSeq and is a predicted model, not a curated record. Lineage: Eukaryota; Metazoa; Chordata; Actinopteri; Gonorynchiformes; Chanidae. Bases 278 to 1279 code for a protein of 333 amino acids. The transcript is spliced from 2 exons.
CCUUUCCAGAACAAGCACCGUCGGUCGUAGGACGAAGUUUGCAUAUGAAGCCGUACUUAUCGUUACCUUUUGUAAAUUAAUCGAUCGUCUUAUUUAUUUUUUGGACGAGAAGAGGACAGCCUUUUUGUUUUAUUUUUAGACCACAUCAAAGUAUCAAAGGAGAUAUGUCAAUGGAAGUACAGCAGAACCCGAUGCCUCCGUAGAUUUGUCGCGGUGCCAAAAAUUGCUCUUCUGCUGAACCAGUAAACCAGAACCGGAUCUCUGCCGUAGCCUAGCUAUGUGGAGCUGCGUGGUUUACAAUGAAACAGACGAAAACGUGGACCACCGUCUCUGCCAGGAUUUUGGACUCAUCCUGUCUGUCCUCUCGCUCAUCUACCUGGUCGUGUGCUUUCCGGUGGCACUGUGCUACAACGCCCUACUGGUGGUGGUCAACCUUUCCAAUAAGGUCUCCAUGACAAUGCCAGACGUCUACUUUGUCAACAUAGCCAUCGCCGGCCUGGUUCUGAACCUGGUGGCUCCCGUGGAAUUGCUGGGCCCGAGUUUCACGCGUUGGCCCAUGUGGGACUACAACAACGAAAUCUACAUCACGUUGCUCAUCCUCUUCAACAUCUCCUCGCUGGUCAUCAUGUACUCCACCACCUUGCUCAGCCUAGACUACUACAUAGAACGCGCCCUGCCGCGCACCUACAUGUCCAGCGUCUACAACACCAAGCAUGUCUGCGGCUUCAUCUGGGGAGGGGCCGUUCUCACCAGCUUCUCCUCGCUGCUCUUCUACGUCUGCAACCACGUCUCCACCAAGAUCAUCGAGUGCUCCAAGAUGCAGAACAAGGAGGCGGCCGACGCCAUCAUGAUGUUCAUCGGCUACGUGGUUCCCGCCGUGGCCGUGCUCUACGCCUUCGUCCUCAUCCUUCGAAUCCGGAAAGAGUCCACGCCGUUGGACCAGGACUCCGGAAGGCUCGACCCUUCCAUCCAUCAGCUGCUGCUGGCUUCGGUUUGCGUGCAGUUCGUGCUCUGGACUCCGUACUACAUGACCCUGUUGGUCCACACCAUCUCCGGGAUGCCGGGGAACCGUGCGAACGGCCAGCACAUCACGACCUACUACUUUCUGCACUGUUUGUCCGUGCUCUUGGCCUUCUCCAGCAGCUUCGCCAUGCCCCUUAUGUACAGAAAGAUGAACAAGAACUUCUCUCACAAGCUCCAAAGGCUCCUAAAGAAGUUACACUGCGGGGACCAGUCCUGUCCGCACGAACGCUCAACAGUACAACAGGUGGUCACGUGAAAGCGUGUGUUUGAACCAGCUCUCCCCGCUGGUCCGCCAGCACUUAUGUACUUAAAGCUUCGAGAACGGCGCAGAACUCGCCUCGUGACCAGGAAUUUAUUGUGUUCUUGAACUGCAGUGUUUUCAUUCCACACCAGGAAUGGAAUGCCUCUCCGUGUAAAACGACGGAAAACCUCUGGGGACAACUGAACGACUAAACUUUAUGUGCCCGUCUCCUUUAGCGGACUGGGCAACCUAGAAGAAACCACUAAGUGCUGUUUUUUUUGUGUAAACCGUGCUUGUUCUUUGGAACUUGGCUCGUUGCCGUGAGAAAAGCUAACCCUAUCCCAUUGUCUGUUCUCCUGAAGGGUACAAUGAGCGUGUGAUAGGCAUCUGAAGAAUAAGUUUAGGUACAGUCCUCUAAUGUGAUGCUUUGUGGCCAGCCUCUACCCGCUCAGCUCCAGGCUGCAUUUUGCUUGAGGUCCUCUUAUGUUUUGAUCCAAUAUAUACUCUGCUUGGCUAAGCAAGAAGGAAUUUUUAUGGUUCCUUCUCGCCACUGAAACACACUGUUCAAAACUGUCAGUCCAAUAGACAAUAUCAUUUUACACUAAUACCUCACUUUCACUCCCCGAGGGCAUUACAUAGGAGCAGACUAUCAUUGACGUUAAUGAAACUGUCAUUGUCAUUUGGAGCUAUCCAAAUUAUUUCCAGACAAGCUAUCCAAGACAUUUCCAGAGAUUACACUCAGAGACCUUCUUUUCAGGGAGCAGGUAAAGUCAGAUAGAACUGACGGUUUGCUGAUAGUAUUCCAAAACUGCCUGCAACUGUCAUUCGCCUAUGUGUGUGUGUGUGUGUGUGUGUGUGUGAGUGAGAGAGAGAGUGCAUGCAUGUGUUCACUCAUAUGUGUGCUUGUGCAUAUUUGUGUGCGAGUGAGUCAUUGUACACGUGUGUCUUCAUUCCUGUGUGUGUGUGUGUGUGAGAGAGAGGGAGCUGCUUACUCUUUAAGGUGAUGUGACCCAUGCUAGUGCUGCUACUCAGUCUUGUCACUUCCCACAGAUUUGGGGCUGAGUUGCGGGGGGGGGGGGAGUCAGUGUUGACAUAGCUGAUGUUUAUAGUUCAGCAAUGCAGUGGUCAAGAAACACACCAUCCACAUGUCCAAACAAUAAGCUAGAGUAGGUUGCAUUUGCACUGUUAUCACAAUGUCAUUCUUAUCAGUCUCACGUCACUUAGGGUAACACUGAAAAGGUGGGAUUCUGUCCUGACUCACCAGGACAGAGUUUUAAAAUAAAUGACGCAGUUUCGCAAACAGGCGUCCAGCUUAAUCAUUACUCAACCAUUGAUCAAAGUCCCGCUGAUAUCCAUUAAACACAUUUUUAAAGCAAUGGUAUGUCAUUGAUACACUAAAGAGUUGAAGGAAAGAAGUAAAUUGUAAUACAAACAAACCUUUUGAGAUGCAACAUUGAUACAGUACCUUAUAAAUGAUUCGUUUUUAUUAGAUACAUGCCCGUGGCAUUCCCCAUAUUCCUGGAACAGAUUUGAGGAGGUAAAA